This is a messenger RNA of Phalaenopsis equestris, 1420 nucleotides long. RefSeq lists its product as uncharacterized. The coding region runs from base 550 to 1236 and encodes 228 amino acids. Lineage: Eukaryota; Viridiplantae; Streptophyta; Magnoliopsida; Asparagales; Orchidaceae. The record is from RefSeq and is a predicted model, not a curated record. The transcript is spliced from 9 exons.
GGUUGCCAAAAACAAACCAGAAAAAGAAAAAAGAGAACUUUUCAAAAUCUGUAAGUAUCUACGCGGCUUCCUCUACGCGGUGCGGCUGGAGGCCGCGAUUUGGCAGUGUUUGGCGCGGCAUUUUGCUCGCCGCAGCCGCGAAUCCGGUCGAAACGCUGACCGCGGAUGAGACCUCGCGGCCCACAUUAUCGCUCCGCUUUUUACUCUCGUACCCUUAAUUUCACUUUUGUUAGUUCUCCCUCGUUUUGCCCCGCGCCCCGCCGGGAGGAAGGAGAAAGUUAAUGGUACUACUGGUGGAUGGAGGGUCGUCCGAUCACUCUCAAUAUCCAAUGAUUUCCUCACCCCAUGUCGCUCACAGGAGAAAAACAAAGGAAAAAAAGCUGAAGCGGCUGCAGGCAAAGAGCUCUAAGAUGAAGGGUUGAGUUUGAGAAUUUAAGUAUCAAUCCAUGCUCAUCACAUCAAACAGCAAAAAAUGAGAAGGAAACGAAAGCAACUGUCAAUAUUUGUGAGGAACGUUUUGGCUCCCCAACCGGAGCAUAUUUGGAUUCUAUGAAUAAGAAAGCAACUCCUGUUGCUGGGCUACAGGGUAAAAUAUGUCAUAAGCAUAGAGCUCCAUUUGAAAGUAAAUUGGGAAAUGAUGCAAUUGCUUCCAAAUCUGCUUUAUGCUUUCCUAUAAUUUCUCAAGAUAUUUGUAAUAACCAUAUGACUCGAAAGUCACGAGGCAAUUCAAGAAGGUGCGAAUUGCCUCGCUAUCCUUGUCGGCGAUCUUCUAUACUGGCGAAUCCCAAGGAUUAUACUAAUUAUAAGGACAACAACGGAAAGCCAGUUGCAUCAUCAAUUGCUAGGCAUUUUGGCCUUGGACAUGCACUUAAAUGUAGUAGCUUAGAUAGGGAUAUCGGAUGCUUCGGCAAUGCACGAAGAGUUUGCCAUAAGCCUCUUUUGUGGGAUUUAAAUUUGAUAACUCAUGCUAAUAUAUCAUCAUCGCACUUUGUUGGGCAAGAACACAGACGAAGCACUGAUUUAAAGACUCGAGAAAGUGAAUAUUUUAAAAUACUUUUCGCAACUGGUAUCCUUGCUCCUCCUCCCCGCUCAGUGGAGUUGGCUAAAAAAAUAUUGCGCACGCUUGACGGAACAAUAAUUCAACCAGUUGAGCAAAAGGAUGAGGCAAUGUUAAAGUUGUUGCCUACUCUCCUCCAGGAAGUCCAACUCAAGCUGGCAUGGACCAUUACUUGUUAGAAUGUCAAUUGUGAACUUGGCCUUUCAUAUCUCGUAGAACAGUGUCCAAGAGUAAGCUUUAUUACCUCCACCUGGAAUGAGGUGCCAAGGCAUGGCUUCCAAAUUUUCCUGAAGUUGGAGUAAACUUCAUAGUAGUGCUUCGUUUGGCAAAGCAUUUCUGGUGCUUGGAUUGCUGCGUUCUUCU